AUGAACGCAUUAGUGAUCUUAGCGUGUGUUUGGACUGUGGAGGGGUUUAAUUUAUCGCCCACCGCCAAUUAUGUAUUCAAUCACCCAGUUCUUAAAACGUUUAUAACACCGACACGAAGUUCUCACUUUGGAUUCUCUGUCAACCUGCGGACGAGCGGCGUGCUAGUCGGAGCACCACGAGCACAGUCGGACUUAGAAUACCAGAGAAACAUUAAUGAAACGGGAGCUAUUUACAAGUGCAGCUUCGCGAACUCUUCCACCUGUGUGCCGUUCCGCCUUGACCGGCAGGGCGACACCAAUUAUGAGGACUACUACACUAACCAUGCCGAGAUUCGAUCGGAGAAAAAAGAACACCAGAUGCUGGGAGCAAGCGUGGACGGACUCGGUUCCGAUGGCGCUUGGUUUGUCGCUUGUGCUCCACAGCUUAAAGGCAACGUCGAGAUAGCGUACCUUCUACACGGGAUUUGCUACCUCACCGAGGGUGUUAUCACGACCGAUGAACUAAACAAUUUGUACAAAAUAAAGCCACUUCGUGUGAAAGCACAACAGCGGAAGCAUGGCAAGUACAACUAUAUGUACGCUGAACAAGGCUUCAGCCUGCAUGUAACAGACGACGGGGAUGAGAUACUUAUCGGAGCACCCGGUGUUAUGGAUUGGCGAGGCACUGUUCUUCGCUACCGCCAACGGACAACAAGAACUAGCAACGAAGCGAUGCCAAGAAGCAACGUGUACCUAGAUUUCAAUAGGAGACGUCGUUUAACGCAUGAAAGCGUUGUGCCAAAUCCGAUGUAUGCAAACAUUCCGCAAAACUCCUACUUCGGUUAUGCUGUCAGUUCGGGCCGGUUUCUCGGAACUCAAAAAGUCUUGUACGUAGCAAGUGCUCCACAGGCACGUGAACAAAACGGAGAAGUGAUCAUUUUCGACUACACAGACAAUCGCACCAUCUUUGAGACGGUGAUCGUUCGAUAUCGAACAUUCACAGGGCAACAAUUUGGCGAGUAUUUCGGAUACUCUCUGUUGACGGAGGACUUUAACAGUGACGGGUUUCCGGAUCUUGCGAUCGGCGCCCCGAUGCACAGUCGCGCGAUGGAUCACGAUCAUGGUGCAGUGUACGUACUGCUCAACCUGGGCGAAAUGAACUUCGAUCUUCAGACCAAACUGAUGAGUUCGUAUGACCUGGGCGGGAGGUUCGGAACGAGUUUGGGCAAAAUUGGGGAUAUCAACAGAGAUGGAUAUGGCGAUAUUGCGAUUGGUGCACCAUUUGAGGAUGAUGGUACCGUGUACAUCUUUCUCGGUUCUGCAAAUGGAAUUCAAACGCGACCAAGCCAAAGAUUGGUUCCAUCCCUAACACAAUUACAUGCACCAUCGGGGCAGCCACACAUGUUUGGUCACGCACUUUCUCGCGGUGUUGACAUCGACGGUAAUGGUUACACGGAUCUGGCCGUUGGAGCACCGAAUGGAGAGACCGUAUACGUAUUCCGCUCUUAUCCAAUUGUUCGGGUCGAAGCUAGAAUUAAUUCCACAAAGCGAGAGCUACCCGCUGAAGGUGGAGUCUUUCAAAUAGGUAUAUGCUGGUCCACAGAUUACCCUGCAGGUGUACCAUUCCCCGUUGCACUACAGUACACGUUGGACAUUGAUUACCAGAUGGGACGUGCAUCGGUCAACAAUCGAAAUAAUACUUCCGAGCAUCAUGACCGGGUAACAAUAGGAAGAGACCCUUUAUGUUUGGAGUAUAACGUCGUGGUUAACGCAUCACCAACCACACUCUACAAACCCAUCGCAAUCGAUGUCGAGUUCGGUAUAUCCCCAACUGCUACGCCUCCCAAGAAUGGCAAUCAUUUUUGUGAGCACUGUGCAAUUCUUGAUCCACUGCAUACUAAUCGCGUCCAGGAGCGCAUCCCGUUCAAAACCGGCUGCAGGAAAGAAAUAUGUGUAACGGAUUUAAAAAUUACUCACAUUCGUUGGGUUGAUAUAGUGUCGCCGUAUGUAGUUGGUAGUUCGAAAACAGCGACCCUAGAAGUGGACAUUGAAAAUGCGGGUGAAAAUGCAUAUCUUCCACAACUGAACGUUACCACGUCCUCAUUGCUUCGAUUGAGUAACCCUUCAUCAGAAUGCCUGCAGUCACCGAUCGGACGAGAUCAGAUCAACGUUUUAUGUAGCUUAAAUGGUGGCCUACCGUUGAAAACCUUGGCACGGAUUAAAUACACACUCACAUUUGAUGUAACACAACUGCAGGCUUCUGUUGGAUAUGUCAACAUUCAUGUUCUAGUUUUAACCACCAGCAAAGAACAAUGGCCUCGUGACAACGAAAUGGAGGAAAGACUAGCUUUGCUAGAGUUUAGCCACAUAGACAUCGUAAGUAAAACAUUACCACAAGAAGCAAGUCUAGGCAAGCAAACAGGCUUACUGAAUGUUACUCAGCUUAUAAAAUUGCACAAUAACGGACCAAGUGCAUUGAACGGUGCCUUGUUGUUGGUAGACAUACCUCUUAGCUAUACGCCAUCCCAUUUUGGUGGAAAGAAAAGUUGUCAAAUUAUAAGGCUUACAGAUGUAAGCGUAAGAAGCAGCCAUAAUGAUACUCCGUUGGAAGUUGACUGGAUUCAACCGAGCUCUGGGAAGGAACUACUUAAGCAAACGUUUGGUUUUUACAUGAAAAAACAACCUUUAGUUCCUAGACAGGAGACCGAUGAAGUUGAUGGUCCAAGUAACAUCGAAAAUUUCAUGAAUUCUAACCCAGAGAAUAGCGUGUCAUCUGAUUUUCUAUAUGAAGAGCAUCCAUUUGGGCACGGUUUGGUUGCAGACGGUGCUCGCCAGAAACGUUCCAAUCUUUGGCUGCAACCUAUACGACAAAGUUUGAGCGCUGUUCAGCUGGACGAUUUACCACCACUGCGAACUGUUUAUUUUAAUUGCGCACAGAACCUUUCUGUCGUACACUGCCUGCAGCUUCAAAUGUGGCUGCCUCAUUUUCCUGCAGUAAACAAACCCGUCUUUCUGGAGUUGCAGUACAAGCUGAACCUGAACGCAAUCGACGCAUGUCUGCAGGAGCAGCAAGACAUUUUGGUGGUACAGAUACUAAGUGACUUGGAAAAGCCGUCGGAUAAGGAAAAGAAUACGUUCCGAAUUGCACGUAACAACCCGUACACGGUCGUGUAUCGGGAUGCAAGCGUUAGUACACCGAUCUGGAUUUAUGUGUCGUCGUCGUUCGGGGGGCUGAUAUUGUUAGCCGUCAUAACCUAUGCAAUGCACCGGAUGGGAUUCUUCGAGCGUCACAUUAAGCGUGAGAUGAAAAAAAAUAAUCGUGAGAGCGAAAUUUCAGACAGUCCAACUGAUAAGGAAUGCGAAGAUCUAGAAGUUUCUGAAAUAUAA
Anopheles marshallii is the source of this 3366-nucleotide messenger RNA. Its product is annotated as integrin alpha-PS3-like. Gene Ontology annotation, biological process: integrin-mediated signaling pathway; cell adhesion mediated by integrin; cell-matrix adhesion. NCBI's taxonomy places the organism in Eukaryota, Metazoa, Arthropoda, Insecta, Diptera, Culicidae. Bases 1 to 3366 code for a protein of 1121 amino acids. The record is from RefSeq and is a predicted model, not a curated record. Gene Ontology annotation, molecular function: integrin binding. Gene Ontology annotation, cellular component: integrin complex; external side of plasma membrane. The transcript has 6 exons.